CUCCCUCCGGUCGGAGUCGGGGAUGCAUGUUCAAGUUGCGCCACAGCUGUUCACAGUUCGAACGCGUCCUCCAUCUAUCAGUUCAUUGAACCUGACACUCAUACCCAACAACUUCAAUGGACUCAACAAUGAUGUUUUCGUCCUUGACCCUUACGGGCGACAACAUUCCGAAGCCAAUAACCCUGUCUAGACAAGAUGAUUUUCCAUCUUGUCAGUUCAACUUCACACGCAGUGUCUAUAGAGACAGGCCGGACUGGGAGCCAUCGCCGCGUCCAGAGCACGGGCAUUUGUCUUUGAGACUCGGGAAGCGCAUCGCCGGCGGCAGGUCAGCCGUUGUCUAUGCCGCCGAGAUCCUGACCGAGUCCAAGCCAGGAGAGAUCCCCCCUUCGGAUCCGCUUCCCUCAGAGCGGGAGCUCUGCGUCAAGAUCGCACGACCUAAUCGUUGUCGCACGCUCGCUCGGGAAGCUUGGUUCUGUGACCAGCUGAGUCUCGGUCAGUUGCAGGGGAUUAUCGCACCGCGAGCCUACGGGUUCUUCACCGCCGACGUAUCCCGCGACCAUCAGACGUUCCCGCCUUGGGGCUCUAAAGACUUCCAGCUCAAGAUCUCUGACGAGGAUUCACAAGACGACCCGACUCGUGACGAUCCCCUGCCAGACGACGAGUCGUUGGGGGAGGCGCGAUGUCGCAAGCGUCCCGGGGCCAGAGGACGCUCCCCGUGGUGCCACUGGCGGCCAGACCCCAAUUCGCCGUUACUAGCUGUCAUCGUCAUGUCGCGGGGAGGAGCGACAUACACGCGCAAGGAUGAUGCGGACCAGGCUAAUCAGACGGACAUCCGUGCAAUACUCGAUGAUCUGUCAGAUAUCUACAUGUGGCAUGGUGACUUGCGCCCGAACAAUCUCGUCCGUGCACCCGCAAGCACGCUUCCAUGCAGUAAACACGGCUGCGUGCACAAGUGGAACAUCAUCGACUUUGCUUGGACUACAGCCGACGAUACAGACGGUGACAUCGAUGUAAAGCUGAGGACUAUACAUAACCUCCAGCUGGUCUGCUAUCGUAACCAUUACUUCUGGACCGGUUCUACUACUUGAAUGGUGACUCGGCCGUAAAAACGCGUCCGUCAAUGCGUAUGGCAACAGAGUUGUUAUGUGGUUGAUCGUUAUUAUCUGGGCUUGUCUACGUUGUCUUCUUAAAGCUUGGCACAAACUAGAGCCAUGUACCGCUAUUAUCACAUGGAUUGUUGGAAGAUUGAAGAGAAAUGUAGCAAUCUUGUGGCGAAUACACACAGAUCUGUAUAGGCUC
Molecule: messenger RNA, 1299 nt
Organism: Fomitopsis serialis
Lineage: Eukaryota; Fungi; Basidiomycota; Agaricomycetes; Polyporales; Fomitopsidaceae
Exons: 3
Coding region: 117-1088 (323 amino acids)
Source: RefSeq, a predicted model, not a curated record